AUGACCGACGAAACAAAUCAAGGUAGCAAGGCUGUCCUUGCCACUCCUCCGUUCGAAUUCAUCGGUAAAAAGGAAAUGUACGUGGACUGGAAGAACGCCUUAGCAAACUACUUUUUCGCCUAUCCCAGAAGUUUCCAAACCAACUCCUCCAAAAUCCUCUUCGCAUUAUCCCGAAUCCCGUCCAAUAAAGCCAAUGACGCCUGUCACACAUGGAAGGCAAAUUUCAACAACAAAACCGCAGUGCUAGGAGACCUAUUUGCACCACGGAAUUGGGGAACUAUCUCGGAAUUCAUCAAGGAAUUAGAUAACAAAUUCCUAGAUCCCCAUCUCAAGUUACAAGCAGAAAUUGCCCUUCAUAAUUACGAACAACGAGAAAUGACGGUAGACGCAUAUUUUGGAGGACUCGAAUCCAAACUUAUGGAAGCAGGAUUACCACCAGACGCAGAUGAAAGUUAUCCGUUCAUUCACAGUAUCCUUCGCCGCAACCUCUCUCAAUUCCUUCGUGAUCAUAUCUCGCAGCAGGAAAACCUACCCACCACGUACUUAGAAUGGAAGGCAGCAGUGAGGAAAUGGGAACAGCAAAACGAAGUACUUAAUCUGGAAAGGAGGAGAGAUAAACCCCCUCAACAGAGGCUGCCAUCUCAGUACCAACGAUAUCAACCGCAUUAUCAACAGAACCAAAACUACCCCCCACCACAGCAUCGACAAACAGUACCGCGAACAGAGACGCGAAGACCACGGUAUAUCCAACAACGACCGUAUUAUACUCCAUCACAAAGACCACCGCCCCAGAAUGCAAUCCACCCAAACACAGCAGGAACAUUUGGAGGAUCAGGUGUACCUAUGGAGAUUGGGAGUUCCAACACGCAGAGACAAUGUCGGCCCAACCCGAAUGUUACUUGUUACAAUUGUGGCGAACAAGGCCACAUUGCUAGAAAUUGCCCACAUGGAAAGAUGGCAAUACGAUAUAUGGAAACGGAGGAAACCAGAGACACUCCCACUGCAUUGUCAUUAAAAGAAAUUGAAGCGCCUCCGAAGGAUUUUCAGAAAGGUCAGGAGUAA
Molecule: messenger RNA, 1062 nt
Organism: Serpula lacrymans var. lacrymans S7.9
Lineage: Eukaryota; Fungi; Basidiomycota; Agaricomycetes; Boletales; Serpulaceae
Exons: 1
Coding region: 1-1062 (353 amino acids)
Molecular function (GO): nucleic acid binding; zinc ion binding
Source: RefSeq, a predicted model, not a curated record